This is a messenger RNA of Caenorhabditis remanei, 627 nucleotides long. RefSeq lists its product as uncharacterized. The coding region runs from base 1 to 627 and encodes 208 amino acids. The record is from RefSeq and is a predicted model, not a curated record. The transcript has a single exon. Lineage: Eukaryota; Metazoa; Nematoda; Chromadorea; Rhabditida; Rhabditidae.
AUGUCAAUUUUCAGUAGAUCAUUCCAAAAAAGCGCCAGAAUUUGGUCUCGUGACAGAAGCAAUUUCGAAGUACCCGAUGUAGUAAUGGAAGAACUGGAAAAAAUAUCAGAAUCCUGCUUGACAUUCGAAGAACACAAGAAGUUGGCAAACGACACUGAAAACGAUGCAGAUCAACUUUACCGUGUACUUCAUUUCAAUGAAGAAUUAUUGAAAGCAGCUACAGAAAUUAUUGGAUUUACGGAGCUGCGCGCUGUUCUAGGAUUUUCCCCUCCAAAACCAUGGACGAAUUCAAAUGAAAUUAAAUCAAGAGUUCCAGCGAAUGCCACAAUUGAACAGUAUUACAAUGCAAACGAGUCACGUCAUAGAAACGGAAUUCUCAGAUAUUCACUUGAAGAUAAACAAGUUUCUUCGGCCGUAAAGUUUCUGGAUAAACGUUUCCCCGUUAUUCGUGAUGCUUACACCAAGAGUUACAAGCACAAUUGGGAUGGAAAAAAGAAGAUUGACCGAAAAAUUGUUGAUUACAUGCUUGAUUUGUACGAUACUGUCUACGACUCUAUAGAAUUCAGAAUUUAUGAUUUAACGAGACGUUCCAAAAUUGAAGAAUGCAAACCAAAAAAAGAUACCUAA